Molecule: messenger RNA, 3607 nt
Organism: Neocloeon triangulifer
Lineage: Eukaryota; Metazoa; Arthropoda; Insecta; Ephemeroptera; Baetidae
Product: 1-phosphatidylinositol 4,5-bisphosphate phosphodiesterase-like
Exons: 19
Coding region: 176-3463 (1095 amino acids)
Biological process (GO): lipid metabolic process; phosphatidylinositol-mediated signaling
Molecular function (GO): calcium ion binding; phosphatidylinositol-4,5-bisphosphate phospholipase C activity
Source: RefSeq, a predicted model, not a curated record
CUCAGCGCAUGCGCCUCACGGCCGUGAGCACCAACAUCAACCGAGGGGCUGGGUUCCCGUCAGUCUGCUUAUUUUCUAGUCCGGACGCACAGAGAGUGGGCCACCACUUUUAUGGGGUGAGGCCCGGAUGCUUGGUUGCCUGUUCAUGUGGACCCAGCACCACCCCAACUAAGCCAUGACCAAGAAAUUCGAGUUCAACUGGAAAAUCACCGUGCCUGAGCCACUGCUCGAGGGCGGCGUCUUCGACCGAUGGACAGAGGAAAAGGACUCGAUCGACUUUGAAUCACAGUGCGUAUUCAAGGUUGAUGAAUACGGCUUUUUCAUAUACUGGAAGAGCGAGGCGCGUGAGGGCGAUGUCAUCGAGUUGUGCCAGGUGAGCGACAUCAGGGCGGGCGGCGUGCCCCGAGACCAGCGCCUGCUGAACCAGUUGGUCACCAGGCACGGCGAGCAGCUGGAGGACAGGUCGCUGACCAUCUGCAGUGGCUACGAUUACGUCAACAUCAAUUACCAGCACAUAGUGUGUCCUGACGCUGAAACGGCCAAAGUAUGGCUAGACGGUCUAAGGUCAAUUACGCACAAUGUCAAGGCCAACAACGCUUGUCCUAUGACUUGCCUCAAGAAACAUUGGAUGCGAUUGAGCUUUUUGACAACUGCCAAAGGCAAGGUGCCCGUCAAAGUGAUCGCUCGCACAUUCGCGUCGGGCAAAACGGAGAAGCUCGUUUACCAGUGCCUCUCCGACCUAGGCCUUCCAAGUGGAAAAUCGGACACUAUUGAGCCGGAGGACUUUACCUUUGAUAAAUUCUACAGCCUCUACCACAAGAUUUGUCCCAGGAAUGAUAUUGAGGAGCUCUUCCAAGUCAUUAACCAAGGUACGACUGAGCACAUCACUCUGGAGCAGUUGAUUUACUUCUUGAACGAAAAGCAGCGAGACCCCAGACUGAAUGAGAUUCUCUACCCUUUUUAUGACGAGAAGAGAGCACGGGAAAUUGUCAUCGACUACGAACCUAACGAUGAUCUUAGGAAAGAGGGUCUCCUGAGUAAAGAUGGCUUAAUUAGGUAUUUGAUGUCGGAUGAGAAUGCUCCGGUGUUUUUGGACAGACUCGAUCUGUUCAUGGAUAUGGACCAAUCAAUGGCGCACUACUACAUUAACUCAUCGCACAACACAUACCUCAUUGGCAGGCAGUUUGGAGGCAGGUCCUCUGUUGAAAUGUACAGACAGGUGCUACUCGCUGGGUGCAGAUGCGUUGAGCUUGAUUGCUGGGACGGAAAGGGAGAGGACGAAGAGCCUAUUAUUACGCACGGGAAGGCUAUGUGCACAGAUAUUCUGUUUAAAGAUGUUAUUUACGCGUUGCGAGACACAGCUUUUGUUACCUCAGACUAUCCGGUCAUUUUGUCAUUUGAGAACCAUUGCUGCAAGGCUCAGCAAUUCAAACUGGCAAAAUACUGUGAAGACAUCCUCGGAGACCUACUUCUCAAAGAGCCCUUGCCCGACUUUCCGCUCGAACCUGGAAUUCCACUUCCGUCUCCAAAUCAGUUGCGCCGGAAAAUCAUCAUAAAAAACAAGAGACUCAAGCCUGAAGUGGAAAAGCAGGAGCUGGAGUUGUUCAAACAGGGUCAGUUUGUGAUCGAAGACGAGGAAAAGGAAGAUGCCAGCGCCGUUAGUACGCUGGCUGCCGUUGCUACAGACAAGAAGAUAGAGGAGCCGGCCGUGCUGUCCGUGGACGUUGUUGAGUCAGUGGUGGUCGAGGGCACCGAGUUGCCGGUGCAGGUGCAAUACACAGGCUCCACUACCAAUGUGCACCCGUACCUGUCCUCCAUGGUCAACUACGCACAGCCCGUCAAAUUCCAGAGCUUUGAAGCUGCCGAGGAGAAAAAUGUUCACCACAACAUGUCUUCUUUUGCUGAAACAGCAGGAUUGAAUUUGCUGAAGCAACAGGCCAUUGAGUUUGUCAACUAUAACAAAAGGCAAAUGUCGAGGAUUUAUCCCAAGGGAACCAGGGCUGAUUCUUCCAACUACAUGCCACAGAUUUUCUGGAACGCUGGGUGCCAAAUGGUGUCUCUGAACUUCCAAACCCCUGACCUGCCUAUGCAGCUGAACCAGGGUAAAUUCGAGUACAACGGCAACUGCGGUUACCUCCUGAAACCAGACUUCAUGCGGCGCUCCGACCGCAGUUUUGAUCCUUUCGCCGAAUCUCCAGUUGACGGCGUUAUCGCUGCCCAGUGCAGUGUCCAGGUUAUCGCCGGACAGUUCUUGUCUGACAAGAAGGUUGGUACCUAUGUUGAGGUGGACAUGUACGGACUGCCGACGGACACGAUAAAGAAGGAGUUCAAAACGAGAAUGGUACCGGCAAACGGACUGAAUCCGGUCUAUAAUGAAGAGCCCUUCCUCUUUAGAAAGGUGGUGUUACCUGAUCUUGCUGUGCUGCGCUUUGGCGUCUACGAUGAGAAUGGCAAACUGCUAGGCCAGCGCAUUUUGCCGCUCGACGGUCUGCAGGCUGGUUACAGGCACAUCUCCCUACGCACAGAGGCAAAUUUUCCAAUGUCUCUGCCCAUGUUAUUCUGCAACAUCGAACUUAAGAUUUACGUCCCAGAUGGAUUUGAAGAUUUUAUGGCUGCAUUGUCCGACCCCCGACGCGCGGUCAUGCCACCAAAAGCUCCACCCACUGAGCGUCUCAAGGUCAUGGGAAUCGAGGAAGCCAACACCACCCUCGAAUCAGCGGCCGAGCGUUCUCGCAGAGAGGAAGCGCGUCGCAAAGCUGAGGAUACAGAGCUAAGAUUUGAGGAUGUUACCGUUGACAGCCUCAAAGCUGAAAAAGGGUUUUCUAAAGUUGGUCGCAAACAGCAGAAAGACCUUGAGGCGCUGAAAAAGCGCCACCAGAAAGAAAUGGCUGCCGUGCAGAAACAGCAAGUUGCUGCCAUUGAAAAACUAGUCAAAGGAAAAAAGCCCAAUGAAGCGGCUCAAGAUCCUGCGGUGCGGAAAUUGGUGGUAGAGCAAAUGGCUCAGUGGUCGGAGAUGGUGGAACGGCAGCAGCGCGAGAGGUGGGAAACCCUUCGUCAGCAGCUGCGUGACAAUCAGGAGGUGCUGCGAAAACUAAUGGAGGGCGUGCAGGGUGCCCAGAUGAAGCAACUUGAGGCGAAACAUGAGAGAGACAUCAAAGAGUUGAAUUCGUCUCAAGCACGCAUUUCUGUGGAGACCGCGCGUGAGGUCAACAGCGACAAAACGCUGAAGACCAAGAACGAUAAGGACCGUAAGUUGAGAGAGAAGAAGCAGAAUAAUACCAAAAAAUUCAUGGACGAGAGGAAAGUGGCCAAAAUGAAGCAGGAUAAGGAACGGGAGCGUCUACGUAAGAAACAUGAAAAGCAGCUUGAUGAACUCAACAAAACCUUCCACAACUUGAUGGAAAUGUACCAGAACGAAGAGCUUGAAUACAACCUGGGGAGUAAGCAAGAGUGCUUCGUCUAAUCUGGAUCUAGUCGGACCAAUCGAGUCAGCAUCAGACGCCAUUACGCAUUUAGUCUUCGUACAAAAAAACCUAUAUUGUCUGUUUUCUAAUCUCAAAAUGUAUAACGACUAAAAAUAAUAAACGCUAUUGAAUGUUAAAUCGAA